GAAUUUUUCAUUGCUAGAGAAAUGGGGCUUUAAGUACAAUUUCCUUUUACGGUCAAGUCAUACUGUAAUAAGUCGCGAACUACUGGAGCACGAGCGAGGCACACCGGUUGGCCGGUGCCGUUGCGUGCUUCCGUGUCACUUCCGUGUUCGUCUGUGGAAAACAAGAAGUUUUCACCGGAGGGAUACGUCCGGACUGCUGACUCUAUUGGGCCGAAUUUCAAUGGUGGGGCCACAAAUCUAAUUCCUCGUUCAUCGCUCCGAGCUGACAUAGUUGAGAGCCAUGGAUGACGGCCGAGAAGACGAGAAGAAAGAAGGCGAGCAGGAGCCUCAGGGUGCCGUGGGUGGGGAAGAUGUCAUCGAUGAUCCCAUCCUGGAGCAAGGAGCAGUGAUCCUCAGAGGGUAUGUGGUUGAUCGUAUAAACACAGAGGACCCUGGUCGACAUGUCUCCUCCGAGGAUCUUGGAGGAAGGCCCAAUGAAUUACAGGAUCCACAAGUCAAAGAAGUGGUGGACCAGCUGAUCAAGAUAGCAGAUGAGCUGAACAGGAACGCUGAGCUCCAACAGCUGAUCAACCAGGUGCAGGGGGACUGUGCUCAGGACAUCUUCAUGAAAGUGGCCAGGAACAUCUUUGCUGAUGGCAUCAACUGGGGUCGAGUGGUGGCUCUCUUCCAUCUGGCCUACAGGCUGAUAUACAGGGCACUGACCUCCAACCAUCUAGACACCAUCAGGACGGUCAUCAGCUGGGUUCUCCAGGUUAUCAAGGAUCUGCUCUACUCCUGGCUCAUACAGCAGGGAGGCUGGGUGGGCGUGAUCCGUGGCAUUUCUCGGUGGAGGACAGUAGCCAUAGUGGCAUCACUAGUAUUGGUGGCAACUUUUGUUUACUAUAGGAAGACACGCUGAGACCAUCAGACCUCCCAGCCUCCCAACCAGGACGGCAGUCACUCUCCUGGUUAGAUGUAGCUUGUUAAGACAUUUUCUGGACAAUAAUAACAACCACUCCUCAGCCUCCAUCUUACUAAUCAGAGGUCUACUUUGUACCUAGAGGGGGAAAGCCUCCUCUCUUCUCAGGUUUCCAAAAACACAAGAAGUGCAUUUAAAGCCAGCCGUCCACCUGGCCACUGUCUUCCUUCACCAGCAGCUAUUUAGUUACCCUUCAUGGAUUCAUCCUGCCUUUGGAGCAAACCAGGUCUGUGCCUUUUUUUUUUUUUUAUAAAUGUGCAUGGCUGCAGCAGAAGAUUUUAAGAACUGGAAAAGUGUUCUACACACACUAGAGCAAAUUCAUGUGAAGCACUUUUUUAAGUCAGCUACUGUUCUGUUUAGUUUUAAUGUACAGGGUCAUCUCAGGGUCAGGUAGAUAAUCAGGCAAGUCACAAGUUCUUUUCGUAUCAGGUCGGCAUUCUUCAGACUUGAGACGGCCUCAACAGGAUUUUAAAGAGCUCCAAAGUGAGCGGAUGUACAGGUUUAAGGAUUGUGUAUUUUCCCAUCUAAGUAUAUAUAUAUAUUUUUUUUUUUAUUUUUUUUUUUUAUGAAAACCCUGUUUUCUGCUGUUCCUUGACCUGGAAAUACAAGUGCAUCCCAACAAAUGUAACAGGGUCACACAUUUAUAUUAUGGCUGUCAGUUUGAAGUAUUUCAGCUUCAUUUGUAGCAACCUGAGGACCGCUGUUGUGUUGUGGAUAGACUUGUUGGGCACUAUUUGAGUUUUGAAAGUCACCUUGGCUUAUAUAAAUUUUAUAAUUUGCAUGAAUUUAUCUUUUCACUAUGACAGUGACUAUAAUCAAUACAUGAAAAUGUGUUUUAUAAGAUAAAUUGUGAUUCCUAUAGGGAAAUUAGAUUAUUAAAUGCCUGGUCGAGAACUGCCUGCAAUGCCUUCACAGACCACCAGGGGGCAAUGAACCAGUAGUUGAAAACCCCUGCUGAAGGAACGUGAGCGGCCUUCACUGUUGCAGUAGGCCUUUUUCACAGCAGACAUUUUGACGUUAACUGCACAUUACUGAUGACUGCAUGCCAUCUAAUUGAGGUACAGUUCCAGGUCCUUGUGUUGAGCAUGCUGGCUUAUUGUCAUGGUUCACUCAGGAACCGUUAAAAAGAAGUCAAAAGGUCUUUUGUAAAAGGGACUUUGCCAACAAACAGUGUUGCUGAACGUUGUCAGAGUUGCUGAAUUAAUGUAAAACUGACUCAA
This is a messenger RNA of Monopterus albus (swamp eel), 2178 nucleotides long. RefSeq names its product apoptosis regulator BAX. The transcript has 6 exons. Gene Ontology annotation, biological process: intrinsic apoptotic signaling pathway in response to DNA damage; release of cytochrome c from mitochondria; extrinsic apoptotic signaling pathway in absence of ligand. Gene Ontology annotation, molecular function: channel activity; BH domain binding. Bases 281 to 898 code for a protein of 205 amino acids. The record is from RefSeq and is a predicted model, not a curated record. Gene Ontology annotation, cellular component: mitochondrial outer membrane. NCBI's taxonomy places the organism in Eukaryota, Metazoa, Chordata, Actinopteri, Synbranchiformes, Synbranchidae.